GUAGAUGUUUUUAAAAGAUUGGCUAAUUUUAUGACGCUCCCUAAAAAAUAAAAUAAUAAUCAUGCAAAAAAAACAAAAAAAAACAUUAAACACAACGACCCUCUCCCAAAUUCUCUUUUCUCAAGCUUGAGUCCGGAUAUUUGUAGUCGGUCCCUGGAUUGCCAGGAAGUGAGUCAGAGAGAGCGGAGAGAGAGAGGGGGAUAGAGAUUCACAAAAUUGUUAUUGUCUGCAUUUAAAUCGACGGGGUGAGGGAAUCAAAAAUAAAAAUAAAAACACGCGUGGACUCUCCUGAACCCCGUACGGCUGUGUAUGUCCGCGUUUUUAUGAAUCUUUCGCGGAUACAGAAUAGUCUUUCUCGGCUCCUGUAGUGUAAAAACAGAGAUCUCUAUGCAGGAAUCGCGGGGACUCUGCGCCUUCCUCCCCCAUGCAGUAAUUACAUGAUAUAGGCGGCACUUCAUUAUAAUUACACUGUGUGUUUUUCUGCUGAGGACUCAGGAAUAACACAAAGGGGGAAACGGGAAGAGGCAGAAAAAAACAACGGAAAAAGAAAAAAAAAAAGAACUUGGGAAGAUUGUAAUUCUAGGAGGAAAAAAAAACGUGAAAAACAAUCAUGAACGAGGAACGCAACAGUGCUCCUAAACCUACAGUGAAACGUGAUGAUGAGGAGUAUGAGAUUUCAAUUCCCUUUGAAGAAAAUAAUUUUGAGCAGCCUGAUUAUUACAGCCAAUCAGAGAACACUUUUGACGCAGAGAUCUCAGAGCCCACCCCCAGCUCGUACAUGGUGGUGACAAAUCUUCGAACCCAGCUCCAGAUCUCCCUGGAGAAGAACUCCUGGCUUCAGAAGAGGAUCGAGGACCUGGAGGAGGAGAGAGACUUCCUGAGGUGUCAGCUGGACCGCUUCAUCGCAUUCACCAAGGGGGACCAAGGUGAUUCCAGAUCCUACUCAUGGGAGAGACGCAGAGACAAUGACCCCUCCUCCUCCUCUCGCAGGUCUGGUUCCUCCACGUUCUCUCGUCGCUCGUCUCAGCCUGCUGCUCCGAGCCAGCCCCCACAGCCCCCCCCACCCCCCCGGCACCAUCCCAGCUCCCAGCACGGCUCCAGAACCCAGUCCUCCCAGCAGCACCACGGGGCCAGCAACACCAGUAACAGUGCCACCUCCACCACGGCUUCCUACCACCAGCAGAGCACAGCAGGAAACCAGUUAAACCAGCUGCCAGGACUGCAGGCUCUGAAGGGUGAUGGAAUGGGAGGACUGGGGUUUGGGGUGAAUGGAGAUGAAGAUCUACUGGGAGAGGAAGAUGAGGGGCUGUGGGAGGAAGAGGAAGUGAUGUCGGGAGAGGAGGCCAUGUCGGACCGAGGGAGUGGGGCCUCCAAGAGGGGCAUGGCCUCAGCUAACGGUCACCAUGCUGUCAAGAGGAGGCGUGUCAUCAGAAUCUCCAGAGAGAGGCAGAGAGUCAAAGACCCAGCGGGCGUGCUGUUCCGCUACAGGAAGAUCCUCCUGACCUAUCAGAAGCUGAAGAACAUGACGAAGGCGUUCCAACACCACGGCGUGGACCGGAACACCGUGGCCUCGACCACGCCCAUCGCCGAGCUGCUGCUCGUGGCGCCCGAGAAGAUCGCAGAGGUGGGAGAGUUCGACCCGGCCAAGGAGCGGCUGCUGGACUACGCGCGCCGCUGCUACACCUCGCUCGACGAGGAGACCGCGCUCAAAGUGCAGGCCUUCAAGAAGAACAACCUGCUGCUGCCCAUCUCCUACCGGUUCAAACGCUAGAGAGAGGGGGAGGGAGAGAGAGGAAACAACCUGCUCUUCUCAUACCGUUUCAAACACGAGAGGAGGGGAGAGGGGGAGAACAACCUGCUGCUGCUGCUGCUGCCCAUCUCCUACGGGUUCAAACGCUAGAGAGAGAGAGAGAGAGAGAGAGAGAUAAAAACACACACAACCUGGACAACCUGCUGCUGCCCAUCUUCUACUGCGCCAGACACUAGAGAGAGGAGGCGAAAGAAAAUAGAGAGAUCUACAGAUUCAAACACUAGAAGGAGAGGAGAGAGGGAGGGAGUGGGUAGUAAGAGAGCUUCCUAGUGAUUUUCAUAGCGUUUGAAGCGCGAGAAACAGAGAGGGAGGUUAAUGCAGAUUGGAGAGAAGGAAAGGAGCUUCAAACGCCAUGCUUCAGUUUAUUUCUACAAUUGAAAUACACGGUUCAGAGAAUGCGCUAAAUAUAUUCAGGAAAGCGAGGGGGCUUCAAACAACAUAUAUAUUUUUUUAUUUAAAAAUAUAUUUAAGAAAAUAAAUUAAGUUAAGUUUUGCUGUGAAAUAUAUUUUAAGAAAAUAUCUCAAUAUAUUUUUACAUUUUUAAAUUAAGUCACUACAUUUAUUGUAAAUCCAUAUGAGGCGCAAUCGAUCUCGGAAACGAUCACAUCGUGGAUGAGGUGAAAAAAACCCAUAUAUUCAAAUCUAGGGACCAGUUCAAAUAUAUAAAUACUAAUUCAAAAUGGCAUUUUAAGUUAUAUACAGUCCUUAAAGCUAAAAAGUAUUAAGACAAAUAUAUCAAAAAUCUACACCAGUUAUUUCUGAAACACUAAAAAUGUCAAAUGUCUAAAGCUUUGAACCUGUAACUUUUUUAGUCGGUAUAUCUAGGCUCAAUUUUCAACGUUUAUUUUUUUCACCAGAGACCCUAAUAAAUCACUCUGAUGUUUCAAAGUAAUAUUUCUUUUAGAGCCAGGUUCUUUAUCGACUCGUCCUGAAUCCUGUUACUGUGCAUCGGGUUGCAGGGGCUUUCUGCUCAAUGCCGUCGUUCUCAGUUUAUUGUGCUUCGGACCAGCAGCCGGGGCUGAGGUAUCCAAGCUGAGCAAAAUCGAAUGCAACGGGCGUCAAUCAAACCUGACGCUUUCCUGUUGGUGACUCUGGAUAGCUCCGCCCCACCCAAUCACAGCUCAGCUGGUAAGAAACACCUCCUAAACUGAAAGCGGUGAAACCUGUUGUGCAUGGAACAAGAUGUUCCGCUGAAGAACCCGUCAAACACUCUGAAAGGGGAGGGAUUUAUUAAACGAAGCGAGCUCUAGCAGAGCUUGAUGUUAUUUCUCAACCUAUACUACUGCCGAAAGUAAUAGUAAGCUGUCACUGAACAAUAUUGUAAACUUUUUUUUGAGUUGGUCUGUGAGGUGCUUCAGGUUCAAAGUAUUUUUUUUUUUUUAAAACGCAUUAAAUUGUAAUAGAAGGGGGAUGUAUCCGGACACCCUUCUAUCAUUAAAACACUAACAGCAGCAAAAAGCUAAUUGUGGCCUUAGCACUUCUUGGUCACUUUAUUAGGACCUGUCCCUGCUAUCGGGUCACCGUUUGAUCUCAGCAUUGACGUGGCCUCGACUCCACAAGGUGUUGGAAGGUGUCUCUGUUGAUCCGCUCCCUCGUUAAUAUUGCCUCUCCGACCCUCUUCUUCCCCCUCGCUCUCUCUCUUCACACCCCGUUCACUUUGCCAUUGCUGAUGAAACUCAAGAGCAGCCGAACCAACAGAACUGUCCUUCCUACUGAUUGCAAUCCCCUCAACGGAGCUCUCCGAAUCAUGUCUGAACUACAUCGGGUACAGCAGAGUGGAGCCAUGAUUAACCUGCCCCCUCCCUGCAAAUACAUCAGUAAGACACAUACACACAGUAUACACACAGCAGUCUCUGGCUAAGAGACAACCCCUCGGGAAGCAAGCAAAGUGUUGACAGUGACAAAGAAAGACUACAGACACAAUCUGCCAAGGCCAAUCACUAUGAACCAAAUGCAAAUGUAUUUAUUACGUAUGUCGUGAAGCACGUGCAUUAACAGAAUAAGAGAAAAGCAAUAGGCAAGCUUAUAUUAAGAAACUCUAAUAAUAAACUAACUGAAAAACUCAAUUAACAAAACCCCUACAUACGGUAAAAAUUGCUCUCUAGAUUACUCUCGCGAUGGCAAGUCAGUUUUGAAAAGAUUGAAUAAGCCAUUCGAAUUUGAUUUUGAUGAUGAGGAGUUACCAGGUUACAAAACACUCCUGUAUCGGUCGGCAAUGAAUCGCUAGAGAAAGGGUUUCUUUUAAGAGGAGUUCCGGUUCCAUUAGGCGGAGCUUUUACAAUGGGAAAAUUCCAUAAGUGUUCUCUUAGGAGGUGUUACUAUAUGCAAAGACUACUAUAUCUAUCUAUCUAUCUAUAUAUAUGUAUCUUACUUACUGCUGUGUUUUUUUUUUUAUUCACUAGGGGGGCAGGGUGUUUGCAGGGUAAUAAUGCUUAAACUUUGGGGGGUAUCUUACAUAAAUAUUAAACAAAACAGUGCUGAAUUUAGAAAUACUAAAAGAAACGUCAUAAGUUCAACGACGGGCAGUUUCAAAUUUGUUAGAUUUGAAUUCCCAGUCUGGUAUACCUGAUAUUGAUUCUGAGAGCUCUGUUGAGGCCACAGGAAAUUAUACAAAGUGAAUCUAAACUACAAGAACAGUCCGUUGCUUAAGAUGACUGAGGUUUCACUGCUGUACCAAGUCGCUGUUUCAAAUGUAGUUUAAUGUAAUUGUAGCUGACAAAAUCAUUCCCUGAAUCUGACCUGUCCUGCACUUCCAUGCACGGCACACUCCUCAGAUGUGCAGGUUUGAAAGAUGGUAGAGCAAACAUGGAUUUUCAUGUGAUAUCUGCUCCUACACUGAGUUAAAGAAAGUUCCCACUUUCCAUGCCUUACUCACAGGAAAUGUGUUACACUCUGUCUGAAAGCGUGUCAGUCAGCAGGGGAAGCAACAGCUGAUUGGUUAAUGAAAGAAGCCGUGGACGGGGUGCAGUUUCACCCUCCAGGUGACCAAGGAAGUGCAGCACGAUCUGAAAGCAUGGCUUGUGCAAACAGAGAUUUCUUUACCCUGGUGUAGCAGCAGAUACAAUGAAAAUCCAUGUUUGCUUCAACAUCUUUCUAAGCUGCCUAUUUGAGGCGUGUGUAGCGGAUGGGAGUGCAGGACAGGUCAGACUCAGGGAAUGUGUUUGUAAGUUACGAUCAGUUUUUAAUAAAGUUUUGAGAGGAAGUGCAGAAAGUGAUCUAUAAGAAUGAUACUGAUGCAAAAAAAAGUGUCUUCUAAUUUGUUUUGUUUUUUUUACAUUUUGAACUGAUUGAAUUACUUCAGUAAUUAAAGCUGUAAUCAAUAGUUAUGAAAAGUAUGUUUAUAAAAAAAAACAAAAUGUUGAUAUUCGUACUGAGAAAUUGAUAAUAAACAUUUGUUGUUGUUCUGGGAAAA
Acipenser ruthenus (sterlet) is the source of this 5222-nucleotide messenger RNA. Its product is annotated as coiled-coil domain-containing protein 106-like. Gene Ontology annotation, cellular component: nucleoplasm. Lineage: Eukaryota; Metazoa; Chordata; Actinopteri; Acipenseriformes; Acipenseridae. The record is from RefSeq and is a predicted model, not a curated record. The coding region runs from base 611 to 1771 and encodes 386 amino acids. The transcript has 7 exons.